AUGGAUUGUGAUUUGUUAAAACCACCGGGCGAAGUAAGAGGUAUGACGGUGUUGACGGUUGAAAAAUUUAAUAAAACCAUACAAGUUCCACGUUUGUGGGUGCCAGAAGAAAAAUCACAACGUGUGCUGCCGCUAGUGAAAAAAUUGCUAUUGAAAAUGGAAAAAUUGAAACCGGUGAAGCCAUUGAAAUUCAACGAACAAGAGGGUAGAGAAAUUUUAUUACACCCUCAGCCGGUAAAGAGCUGGCAUGAUUUGCCCACUAAUGACUUGGAAAAACAUGAAAUUAAAGAGCAUAAUUUCGGUUUAACAGAUGUAAAUUUAAGCUACCACAACUGGAGAGCAGAUGAGAUUAUCAAAUCUGUGUUGCCUGUGGAUGAAGAGGGCUUAACUUCUUAUUCUAGAAUUGGUCAUAUUGUGCAUCUUAAUCUAAGGGAUCAUUUAAUGGCCUACAAAGAUCUUAUAGGCCAAGUGUUGUUAGAUAAAGUGGCCGGUUGUAAAACUGUGGUUAAUAAAGCCGCCUCUAUAGACAAUACCUACCGCAACUUCCAAUUGGAUUUAUUGUGUGGCGAAGCCCAAUAUCAAGUGGAAACUAAAGAAAAUAGUGUAUUUUUUGAAUUUGAUUUCUCGAAAGUGUAUUGGAAUCCCCGUUUAUCUACCGAACAUGAAAGAAUUGUACAAUUACUUAAAACCGACGAUGUUUUAUAUGAUGUUUUUGCUGGCGUCGGACCAUUUGCAGUGCCAGCUGCCAAGAAACGUUGUCACGUACUGGCCAAUGACUUAAAUCCCGAAAGCUACAAAUGGUUGCAACACAAUAUGAAACGUAACAAAUGUUUGAGUCAAGCUCAGGUGUUUAACAAGGACGGCCGGGAUUUUAUACUUAGAGAAAUUCGAGAAGAUCUGCUUAAGAGAUGGCAACAGCCUCUAAAUAAUAGCAAUUAUAAAAUUCACAUUACCAUGAAUCUGCCAGCCAUGGCUGUAGAAUUUCUUUCAGCAUUUAGAGGUAUAUUUGAAAACGACACUUCUAUAGAUUUUAGCCAGGAGAAUUUCAAUUUUCCUUUGGUACAUGUUUACUCGUUUGCCAAGGGCUCAAAUACCAAAGAAUUGGUAUUGAAACUGGUGGAAGAUAAUUUAAAAAUGUCAUUAAAGGACAAUUUAGAAGGAGUGCACUUUGUGCGCAAUGUGGCACCUAACAAGGACAUGUACCGGGUAUCGUUUUAUCUUACAGAAGAGAUUUUAAAGCAAACAAUUGUUGCGACUGAAGAAAACACUGAUAAAGAUGCGAUCAAACGUAAAGCUGAAGUAGACGAUGAUGUGUUGGAAAACUCAAAAUGUAAAAUUAAAUUUUCUUAGUUUUUAAAGCUGUUGAAACUGUAAUUUGUUUUAUUGAUAUUUUAAUUAAAUAAAUGUUUAUUUUUUACUUUAAAUAUUACAAUUUUGUGUAGAAAAUUAAAUAAAUGUCUAUUUGAAGAUUCGAAAAUUCCUAA
This is a messenger RNA of Calliphora vicina (urban bluebottle blowfly), 1484 nucleotides long. RefSeq names its product tRNA (guanine(37)-N1)-methyltransferase. Bases 1 to 1350 code for a protein of 449 amino acids. NCBI's taxonomy places the organism in Eukaryota, Metazoa, Arthropoda, Insecta, Diptera, Calliphoridae. Gene Ontology annotation, molecular function: tRNA (guanine(37)-N1)-methyltransferase activity. The record is from RefSeq and is a predicted model, not a curated record. Gene Ontology annotation, cellular component: mitochondrial matrix; cytoplasm. Gene Ontology annotation, biological process: tRNA N1-guanine methylation; mitochondrial tRNA methylation. The transcript has a single exon.